Aspergillus costaricaensis CBS 115574 is the source of this 2430-nucleotide messenger RNA. Its product is annotated as retropepsin-like aspartic protease. The record is from RefSeq and is a predicted model, not a curated record. The transcript is spliced from 3 exons. The coding region runs from base 61 to 2430 and encodes 789 amino acids. NCBI's taxonomy places the organism in Eukaryota, Fungi, Ascomycota, Eurotiomycetes, Eurotiales, Aspergillaceae.
CUACUUGAGCACAUAUCGUCGCAUAUAGCGACUACGUACGCAACGAGCUACCUGACAGCCAUGGAGCAGGGCAUAAAAGAGGCUGCACAGCAGUGCGUUGACCUUUUCACACGGUGCUUGCAAAAUCCACCACUCAUGGAAAACGAAUGGGCUGAGAAUCGCCUUGCUGAUAUGAAUUUAUGGAUAUCAGGCACCGGAGCCUGCGCCAGAGGACGAGCUUCUUUGGACUCCAGACUAGCCUCGAGGCCCGAAGCUCAUGAUGUGAUUGUCAAUUUAUUGCGCCUGCUAAGUACUAUGAUUGACGAGUCCCUAAAAAGAAGCCAAACACAAGACAUUUCGCGGAAUUAUUACAACGAGGAAGACCUUGCGUCUCCUGAGCACGAAGGACAAGGGCGAUCAUUUUCCCCAUGGUCCGAUGAUUCUAGCUCCGAUGGCCAGUUGAUGGACCGUCAUGAGUUGCGGAAUCCAUCCGGGAAUCUGUUGCAUGAGUCAAUGUAUGACAUUGAGUCGAUGAUGGAUCAACUUUCCCGGGUCGCAGUUGCCAUUCGUCGCUCUGGACGGCGCUCACGGUUGCAAAAGGCGGACCAAAUGUUCAACGCAACGGACCAUCAGGAGCUGGAAGGCCACCUUAUCGGAAUGUUGCUUUGUCAAUUACAUGGUCGUAUCCAAGAAAGAGACCCAUCGCAGUUGGAUGAAGUACAAUUGCGGUUGAUACACUGCAACCUAAAGCGUCGAAAUCGCUUUUUGUAUUCUCAAAGACACGCCAUAGGUCUGGAUGCUGGCUACGUACGUCGCACACCCGUACCGAAGCCAGCUGGAUCAGCACAGAAGGAGACACCUCAAAAAGACCCGCGUUGGGAAUCCUCAGAUAAUAGCCCAAUGCACGCUAACAACACCGUAAUCACUGGAACCAGUGCCUCCAUAUUGUCCGAUGGCUUUCAAUUACCGCAAUCAGGCCACGUACUACACCCAAUAGACCACGCUAAAUCCGUCACUCUUUCCGCAGUAUCAACCACUGCACUCGAAGUAGAUUACCCGCGCCCGCCUCAGCUCAAAGAUGAUGCACGGCUCUUUCGGUGUCCCUGUUGCUGCGAAGCACUUCCUGCAAAAAUGACAGAUGAAAUCAGGUGGAGAAAACAUAUUGAAGAUGAUUUGAGUCCCUACAGCUGUGUUUUGGCUAGUUGCGAUCAGCCUUAUGUCCUCUUCAAUACAAAGGAUAGUUGGCGACAGCACAUGCUGAAGGAUCACAGCAGCAUGACAUAUUGGACCUGCUUUGCAUGUGGUGAUGGAUGUCAAUUUUCAAACAGGGAAGCCUUUGUACUACACACGGAGUCCUUUCAUGCUGCGACCGUUUCACUAGCCCAUAUACCAGUCCUGGCGGAGUUGUCAAAAAAGACAAUACCAUCAGAAAUCCGACACUGUCCACUGUGCAACUGGCCAGAAAACGAUGAAGUCGAAGUGGAAAAAGAUACACUGUUCAAUCAUAUCGCUAAGGAGAUCCACUCUUUCUCGCUCCGGGCAUUACCAUGGGCGGAUGAUAACGGACAAGAGAGUGUUGAAAAUAUUCACAACAGCUCUGAAAAGGUCUACGACUGGCUGAGCAAGAAUAACAUUCAGACAGAUCCUAGUAUAGAACGCCCUCCCUGCAAGGAGAGGCUAUGGUAUGAUGACUAUUUCCAGCAGAAUUCAUAUUUUGCUUGCAGCUCAGAAGUGUCGUCUUCGAAUGAGCUUGAUUCUGACGAAUCGAGGCAAAACGAACUGGAUGAACUUAGAAGGGUAGAUGAGAUCGAGUCUCAAGGACAGAAGAGUGAAGCAAAUGCAAAUCCAGCACUUCAUUCCUCGCCGUCUAAUACACAGAGAGAUUAUAUAGAGCAGGCUGUGGAGCUCGAGACACCCAUGGACUCUCGCGAGAUUAAGCUUAGUGAAGAGCAUUCUGACACUAAGCAUACACCUUCAUAUGCUUUGAGCGACAUCGUGGAGGACUCAGAAGACGAUUUCUCAGAAACCGCCUAUUUUUGGGGUCACUCCUCGAAUCCGAAAAAAGCGGUGCCUGUUUAUUUGGACACAAAGGCUACUGCUAAUUUCAUGUCUCUUAGACUCGCGCAGGAAUUAGAGGCCCCAUUGCAACCCAUUACGCCGAAGGCUCUGAUCUCCAUCCCCAGUGAUGCAGCGAAUCAAACGAGCCUUACGGCACAAUUCCAAACUGAGGUGAACUGGCAGUUUGCACGACGUGGCACGGAGUAUACCACUAAAUUCUUAGUCCUGGACACAGACACAUACGACCCUCCAAGAUCAGUCUGGGAUAUGUUUAAUGUAGGAGGCCCAGUAGAAUUGGAGGCGGAACAGGGGAGUCUGCCUAGGAAACCAGACAAGCCUCGGUCCCUGGACACAAGGUUGUUAUCAUUGUUAGAAAGAAAACUGGGCCGGUAA